CUGCUGCCGUGGGGCGGGGGACGCGGUGCCCCACGGGGAUCGCGCCAGGAGGGUUGGAUCGGUGCCGGGGGUGUGGCGUGGCGGGGGCUGUCCCACGGCCCCGCGUGGGCAGGGCGCAGGCAGCGGGGCCACGGCCGGGAUCGGCGCAGGUCCUGGUCAUGGAUGGGCAGGACCCAGCCCCGGGCUGCGAGCGUGAGAAAAAGGGGCAACCAGCUUUCACCUGGGAAGUGCGGGCCAACGACAGAGCCCACCCCGCGCAGCUCGGGAGGAGAUUCGCCUUCUGCUGGAGCAAGAAGCAGCGCGCGGGCAAUGCCAUUCGGACGGCCAAGUACAACGUCCUGACCUUCCUCCCGCUGAACCUCUACGAGCAGUUCCACCGCGCGGCCAACGUCUACUUCGUCUUCGUCAUCCUCCUGCAGACCUUUCCUGAGAUCUCCACGCUGCCCUGGUACACUCUGCUCUUCCCCCUUAGCUGCCUUCUCACCAUCCACGCCCUACGGGACCUGAUCGAUGACAUCGGCCGACACCAAAGUGACAGAAACAUCAACAGCAGACCAUGCGAAAUCCUGUCUGGGAAGAGCUUCUGCUGGCAGAAAUGGCGCGAUGUCUGCGUUGGGGACAUCGUCCGCCUGCGCAAGGACAGCCUCGUCCCGGCCGACAUGCUCCUCCUGUGCAGCUCAGAGCCCAGCAGCCUCUGCUACGUGGAGACCUCCGACAUCGAUGGGGAAACAAACCUAAAGUUCAGACAAGCCCUCCUGGUCACCCACCAGGAGCUGACGAGUGAGGAGAGCUUGGCUGCCUUCAAUGGGCGUGUGACCUGCGAGGAGCCCAACAGCCGCAUGCACAGCUUCACCGGCGUGCUGCAGUGGAGAGGCGAGACGUACGCGCUCGAUGGUGAAAGGAUCCUGCUGCGGGGCUGCAAACUCCGCAACACCGACACGUGCUACGGCUUGGUUAUCUAUGCAGGAUUUGAUUCCAAAAUUAUGAGGAACUGUGGAAAGAUCAAGCGGAAGAAAACCAAGCUGGACCGCAUGAUGGACCGCCUGGUGGUCAUAAUCUUCGUGGUGCUGCUGGUCACAUCACUGUGCCUCGCCAUUGCCUCAGGGUUCUGGGCCAAGAUGUUCCAGGAGAAGCACAGCUACCUCGCUGCUCUCUACAAGCACACGACUCCUGCCAAGCAGGCCUUCUUCAGCUUCUGGGGCUUCACCAUCCUCCUGAGCGUCAUCAUACCCAUGUCCAUGUACAUCACGUUUGAAUUCAUCUACCUGGUGAACAGCUUCUUUAUCAACUGGGAUUUGGAAAUGUAUUACGCUGUCAAGGACAUCCCAGCGAAAGCCAGGAACACCAGCCUCAACGACCAGCUUGGCCAGGUCGAGUACAUCUUCUCAGACAAGACGGGCACCUUGACACAGAACAUCAUGAGCUUCAAGAAAUGCUGUGUCAACGGGACCAUCUAUGGUUUGGGCAUGGGCCAUGAGAACAAACAGCUGCCGGGGUCGGGGUUGACCAGGAUUUGCCAUGGGGAGAAGACGUCGGACACCAACAAUGUGGGGCUCCUGGAAGCGGCCCAUCGGGACAGCGACCCGGUGCUGCGGGAGUUCCUGCGGCUGUUGGCCCUCUGCCACACCGUCAUGGUGGAAGAGAGGGGCGACCAACUGGUUUAUCAGGCGGCUUCUCCAGAUGAGGAAGCUCUGGUGCUGGCAGCCAGGAGCUUGGGGUAUGUCUUCCUGUCCCGAACGCAAGACACCAUCACCAUCAGCGAGCUGGGGGUGAAGAGGACGUACCAAGUGCUGGCCAUGCUGGACUUCAACAGCGAUCGCAAGAGGAUGUCGGUGCUGGUGCGGGACCCACAGGGCACGAUCCGGCUCUACACCAAAGGGGCUGACACUGUGAUCCUGGAGAGGCUGCGGGGCCGGGGACCCAACCAGGACUUCACCGAGAAGGCUCUGGAUCGCUUUGCGGAGGAGACCCUGAGGACGUUAUGCCUGGCCAGCAAGGAGCUGAGCGAGGCAGAGUACGAGGAGUGGGGCAGGAGGCACCGCGCUGCCAACGUCCUGCUGCAGGGCCGAGCACGCGAGCUGGACAGGCUGCACGAGGAGAUGGAGCAGGACCUGGAGCUGCUUGGGGUCACGGCCAUUGAGGACAAGUUGCAAGAAGGGGUCCCCGAGACCAUCCAGCUGCUGCAACUGGGCAACAUCAAAGUGUGGGUGCUGACGGGAGACAAACAAGAAACCGCGAUGAAUGUCGGCUACGCGUGCAAGCUGCUCACGGAUGACAUGGAGAUCCUGCAGGAGAGGGAAGUGAGCAAGAUCCUCGAGGCUUACUGGGUGAGAAACAACAACAUCAGUGGCAGUGACUGUGUCUCGCAGCAGCACCCAGAGCCUUUGUGCCACAAGAAGAGAGCUCUCGUCAUCAGCGGGGACUUCCUGGACACGAUCCUCCAGACAGGAGAGGUGCUGCAGAAGAAGGGGCAGCUCUGGCAGCAGCUGGCUUGCCAUGGGGCCAUGGACCCACAGGAGCAGGGCAGUCUGGUGGAGAAGGCCUUUGUGGACCUGGCCGCCAGCUGCCAGGCCGUCAUCUGCUGCAGGGUCACCCCCAAGCAGAAAGCUCUCAUCGUGCAGCUGGUGAAGAAGCACAAGGAAGCCACCACGCUGGCCAUUGGGGAUGGGGCCAACGAUGUCAACAUGAUCAAAACUGCCGACAUCGGGGUGGGCAUCAGUGGGAUGGAGGGGGUCCAAGCCGUGCAGUGCAGCGACUACGCCCUGGCGCGGUUCUGCUACCUGCAGCGCCUGCUGCUCGUCCACGGCCGCUGGGGUUACCUCCGCAUUUGCAAGUUCCUCCGCUACUUCUUCUACAAGACUUUCGCCGGCCUCAUGACCCAGGUCUGGUUCGCUUUCCACAGCGGGUUCACGGCCCAGCCUCUCUACGAAGGCUGGUUCCUUGCUCUCUACAAUGUUUUCUACACCGCCUACCCCGUGCUUUCCGUGGGUCUUCUGGAACAGGACGUGAGCGCCAAGAAGAGCCUGCAGUUCCCCGAGCUCUACACCAUUGGGCAGCAGGACAAGCUCUUCAAUUAUCGCAUUUUCAGCGUGACGCUCCUGCACGGUGUCAGCACAUCGCUCGCCAGCUUCUACAUCGCGCUCUGGGCCUUCGAGGACCGCGUCGGCAGCAGGACCGUGGGGGACUACGAGUCCUUCUCCGUCACGGUGGCCACCUCGGCUUUGCUGUCAGUCCUUGUGGAGAUCACCCUGGACACUAAGUUCUGGACGGCGCUGUCCUUUCUGAUGGUCUCAGCCAGCCUGCUGCUCUUCUGCCUUUUCUCCUUCCUGACCCAGAGCAUCGAUGCCUUCAGGAUUGCCCCCACCAUCUUCCGCUUUCCAGAUGCCACCCAGAACGCCCUGACCGACCCCUACAUCCUGCUGGUGGUCCUGCUGUCCUUGGUGGUGAACACCGUCCCCUCGCUCGCCGUCCGCUCGUACCACGCCAUCACGGGCAACACCAGCAUCCAGCAGAAGAUCUGCUGGAAGGCCAGGCAGGAGCCGGAGCCCUCGGUGGAGCUGCGCACCCACGUCCCCUGCGGUUCCUUUCACCGCCGUUCCAGCUACGCCUUCUCCCACCAGGAGGGCUACGCCGGCCUCAUCACCCGCGGGGAGAGCCUGCGCACCAAGGGCACCCACACCACCAGGAACACCCACACCACCAGGAACACCCAUGCCACCAAGGGCACCCAUGCCACCAAUGACACCUGUGCCACCACAACUCUCCAUCCCCAAGGGACAACCCCAGCUUGGCCCUCCCACCACAGCUGACCCGGCCACGUCCUCCUGGGGUCGAAGGGGUUUCCUCCUCUUGGAGGCAUCUGAAUCCAGGGUGGAUGGUUUUGCUUUGCAAUCUCCGCUCAGCGGUCCCCAAACCCGUGGCAGUGCUGUGCACUUUGUGCCAUGCCCCCAUCCCUGCCACCUCCCACUCCCCCGUGCUGGGGUGGCCGUGCACAGCCCAUGGGAUGCUGCAGAGCCAAAGCCUGGGGACAGCAGGAGAGCCAUGCAAACAACCACUCGGUGACGGGAUCACCCUGGUUUCUUAUCCUCAUUUUUGUAAUUAAAAGCCCCCGUGCCAGCGCGGGACACACAUACACAGGGGUGAAUGACUAGAAAAUAAUUUAUUGAAGAAACAGAAAGCUGCAGAAAUACAACACAGUCAUGACCAGUAGAGGAUGAACAAAUAGAGAUUUUUUUUUUUCUCUUUUAAAACCUGUUGACAGGCUGGAGUUCGGUUUCCUGGUAAUUUCCCCUGCGUGAGUCAUUGCAAAGAACAAGGAACAAACUCCAGAGCACACAGCACAGUUUGGAUAAAGUGCCUGACACAUAAGACUCUUUUUUUUUUUUUUUUAAUUAUUAUCUUUUUUCUCUUUUUAGCAUUUGUAAAUAGCUUAAACAAAUAUAAUUGCAAGACACAGAGGAGUAACAAUUGCAUUUCGCUGUAGAGUAAAACCUAUCCCAUGAGAUUAACAAUGAAGCAGCAGCAAAAUAAUAAUAAUAAUAAUAAUAAUAAUAAAUAAAAAAUCCAAUUUAGUCAGUAAGGAAAAAGGCAUUGAAAAACAGAGGGGUGCAGGCCCCGGAGCAGGAUGGGAGCGAGCGGUGCCUAUUGCUAUGCAGAAAAACGAGUGAUGCUGCAGUGGGGGGGGUGGACAGGUAAACCCGGUGCUGCGGGCUCCUCCUGGGCAGGAGGAAUUCUGCCUGACUUCUUGUUCUCCUUUAGAAAUGCAUGGGGGAGAAAAAAAGGGAAAGAAAAACAAACAAACGAACAAAAAACAGAUUUGUUUCUCUUUGCAUUUUUAAUUUCCUUUCUUUAAAAAACCCUGAACGAAGAAAUAAUACAAAAGGAACUGAAGCAUCCGUACGCCCAGCCCCAGCCCCGGCUCCAGUGCCUCUUCUGCUCUGAGAUGAGGGAAAAGGAGCAAAUGUCCCCAUUGCCCCCUCGAGCUGACUCCCGUGGGUGACCCCAUGGGUUUUGGCUCUGGUCAGAAGGGAGAUGUUGUGUAAAGGACCUUGUCCUGAAGCUCCCAGGCUUGGCACCAGGAAGUGCAAUCUCCGGGCCCAGUGCUUGUGUCCCAUCACUGGAGACGUCCAUAGAACUGGGGUAGCUCAGCUCCUGGCUGGGUUAUCAUGGGACAUCAACUCCUGAAGCUCAGCUUUGAGGUUCAUGAGCCCUCUGCUCCUCCUCUCCCAGUGGGGAUGGAGACAUUGCUGCCUCACUCAAAUUUUUUUUUACCUAAAGUGAGAACCAGCCUGAGGCUUCACAAGUAACGGGAUGACCCAAAUCCCUGCAAACCUCCACAAUGGAAAGAGGGCACAAUGACCAGGCUGAACUGUGGGACUCGGUGGGGCUGGAGGUCCAAGGCAUCCUCCUCUUCUUCGUCCUUCAUCAGCAUGGAGCCCUGCGCUCUUUGAAACCUGGUGGCCCCCACCAGGCAGGAGCUGCUCUUGUUGCUCUUGAGGCGCCCAUUUGGGCUCCAGUUCUGCUCCUGCUCCCCACAGCACAAAAAUGCUCUUCUAGGGCAACCCUGGUUGAGAGAAUUGUCUUUAGGACAGAGCUCGGAUUGUCAUUACCUGCAGGAAAAAAAAAAUCUUUGGUAUCAUUGCAAGUUGCUCCUCAAGGCAUUUUGGUAGGUGUGGGCAGCAGGCGAGGCCAGAUCCAGCACAGGGCAAAGCCCCUUUGGUUCGGUGGGUGCUGGUGGGUGAAGAACAAGGGCAGCACUUGGUGCUCAGCUCGUCUGGGAUGUCUCAAACCAUUGGGUUCUGUUCUUGAGGUGGGAUCCAGCUGGGCUCUGUAGGGUCCUAGGACUGGUGGCUGUGGGUUGGGUCUAAGCUUGGUGACACCUUCGUGUGGUUGGAAGCGAGGACUGAGCAUCCAAAGAGCAACACUGGGGUGGACCUCCAAACAGCAACACUUCCCUGCUGGGAAAGGUCUUGCAGGAAUUUCUGAGACUCAAGGGGACACAGAGCUCCCCAGAGGACACCAGGAGGGUUGUUUAGAUGGAGAACCAUGAGGAAGAUGAAGGCUGCAGGAUGCUGCAUUGAAGAAGAUGCAGGUAUGAACGCUAUCAUGCUUUUGGGGACCGUGUUGGUGGGGUGCAAAGAAGCUGAGAUCUUGUUCCUUGCAGUCGUUUGAGCUUUGGGGCCACAUUUAGUGACAGAGAUGAAGGAUGGAGAAGUGAAGAGGCAGAAGAAGAAUGAAGAAUCAGCAUUUUAAAGCAAAGGCAAGGACGGAGGCAGGUCUUCAAGGCCACCCCAAGGGAGAGCAACUCGGGGCCAUCAAACAAUCACAGAACGGUUUGGGUUGGGAGAGACCCUUGGAGAUCACCCAGUCCCACUCACUGCCAUGGGCAGGGACGUCCUUCACCAGAUGAGGUUGCUCAAAGCCCUGUUCAACCCAGUCUUGAACACUUCCAGUAAUGGGGCAUCCACACCUUUGGGCAGCCCGGUUCAGUGUCACCAUCCUCAACAUGACAAGCUUCCAUUGCCCAGAAUGGUUGCAGCGUGGGGAGGAGGGCACUGAUGGGGCAUCGGGGCCAUUUCCCUCAUCUCAGAGCACAUGAGGAGCCCAGAGCUUUGCAAACUCAGGUGACGGCGGCUGAUUGUCUCUGUCUCUCUUCUGCAUGAAGACACUUGGGCUUUGACACACAGAUCUGGAUAAAGCACAAAAAAAUCCCCAAACCUGAGAGGCGCGGGACCUGGCGGGGUUGGUUUGGCAUGGGUGGGCACACACAGGGGUCCCAUGCCCCAGACACCCGUAGACGAUUUGCUGGGCAUGGGUCGUGUGCCCCCACAACCCCCUGCAGCCCCUACACCAUCCCCUAUGGGGACAAUACAAUGUGCAGAGAAAGGAAAGGGAGAAAAGAAGCGAACAAACCAACAGAGGGGGUAAAGGACGGCUCUCCCAUAAUUGUGUGAUUCAGAAAAGAAAAAUAAAUAUGGCGAUCCAUGCAGAAAAUUCUUAAUCAACCCAAAAGUCA
This is a messenger RNA of Numida meleagris (helmeted guineafowl), 7015 nucleotides long. RefSeq names its product ATPase phospholipid transporting 8B3 (gene ATP8B3). Gene Ontology annotation, molecular function: magnesium ion binding; ATP hydrolysis activity; ATP binding. The coding region runs from base 159 to 3809 and encodes 1216 amino acids. The transcript has 28 exons. The record is from RefSeq and is a predicted model, not a curated record. Gene Ontology annotation, biological process: phospholipid translocation; Golgi organization. NCBI's taxonomy places the organism in Eukaryota, Metazoa, Chordata, Aves, Galliformes, Numididae. Gene Ontology annotation, cellular component: plasma membrane.